UCCCCUCCCCCUCCCCCUACCGCCCUGCCCGCGACCCGUCCUGCUCCCCACGCUGGGUUUCCUGGUUAAGAUGGCGGCCCCCGUGGCAGCUCAGGCCCGGAAACUUCUGAGAGACCUGGCGCUCCGGCCCCCGCUCUUGGCGGCUAGGUCCCAGGUGGUUCAAUUAACCCCCAGAAGAUGGCUGAACCUGCAGGAAUACCAGAGCAAGAAACUGAUGUCUGACAAUGGAGUGAAAGUUCAAAGAUUUUUUGUAGCAGACACUGCCAAUGAAGCUCUCGAGGCUGCUAAGAGACUAAAUGCAAAAGAAAUUGUUUUAAAAGCCCAGAUCUUAGCUGGAGGAAGAGGAAAAGGUGUCUUCAGUAGCGGUUUGAAAGGAGGUGUUCAUUUAACAAAAGACCCUGAAGUUGUGGGUCAGUUGGCUAAACAGAUGAUUGGGUAUAAUCUAGCAACAAAACAAACUCCAAAAGAAGGUGUGAAAGUUAACAAGGUGAUGGUAGCUGAAGCAUUGGACAUUUCCAGGGAAACCUACCUGGCCAUUCUUAUGGACCGGUCUUGCAAUGGUCCCGUACUGGUGGGCAGCCCUCAGGGAGGUGUCGACAUUGAAGAAGUGGCAGCUUCAAACCCAGAACUUAUUUUUAAGGAGCAAAUUGACAUUAUUGAAGGAAUAAAGGACAGCCAGGCUCAGCGGAUGGCAGAAAAUCUAGGCUUCCUCGGGCCUUUGCAAAACCAGGCUGCAGAUCAAAUUAAGAAGCUCUAUAAUCUCUUCCUGAAAAUCGAUGCUACUCAGGUGGAAGUGAAUCCCUUUGGUGAAACUCCAGAAGGACAAGUUGUCUGUUUUGAUGCCAAGAUAAACUUCGAUGACAAUGCAGAAUUCCGACAGAAGGAUAUAUUUGCUAUGGAUGACAAAUCAGAGAAUGAGCCCAUUGAAAAUGAAGCUGCGAAGUAUGAUCUAAAAUACAUAGGACUGGAUGGGAACAUCGCCUGCUUUGUAAAUGGGGCUGGACUUGCCAUGGCUACCUGUGACAUCAUUUUCUUGAAUGGUGGGAAGCCAGCCAACUUCUUGGAUCUUGGAGGUGGUGUAAAGGAAUCUCAGGUUUAUCAAGCAUUCAAACUGCUCACAGCUGAUCCUAAGGUUGAAGCCAUCCUAGUGAAUAUUUUUGGUGGAAUCGUCAACUGUGCCAUCAUUGCCAAUGGGAUCACCAAAGCAUGCCGGGAGCUGGAACUCAAGGUGCCUCUGGUGGUCCGGCUUGAAGGAACCAAUGUCCACGAAGCCCAGAACAUUCUCACUAACAGCGGACUCCCCAUUACUUCGGCUGUCGACCUGGAGGAUGCAGCCAAGAAGGCUGUGGCCAGCGUGACUAAGAAGUGAUGCCUUUGUCCUGAUCCCUCGGAGGAAGAAGUUUUCCCAUAAGAAGGGAUUGUUCUCUCAUCACUGUGAAAGAAAUGGUUAUCCCAAUGAGGGGGAAAAAAAAAAAGAAAAAAAAAAACAGGAGAAGGGAAGAGCAAGAAGCACUGUAUUAAAAAAAUCUUAAAUCGGUUUUUUCUUGAAUAAGAUAUCUAGACAGCCUAAAUAAUCUGAUUUCCCUUAUAAUAUAAUGCCCUGGGUUCUCAUACUUUUCUGUCCUGGUGAGCCAGCUCAGUAGGCAUUGUUUUGCCAACUUUGGAGAACUGUCCAUAUGGCCAGACAUUGUGGGUAUAUACAGCAUUUGAGAUCAGGCUCUGGUUCAUUUACAGUAAAUUUGGUGAAUGUUUCAUCCUGUGUUAAUUAAAAAAAAAAAAGUCACAGGCUAUUAAAAAAACUCAGACAAGAUUACAUUUAGCAGAUUAACCGUGAAAAAGGUACAACUAAGACAUUCAAACAAACAGCUGUUAUAAACUGCAACAGUUUUUACAAUUUCUAAUUCUAACAUGUUUGGAAAAUCUGUGAAUAUUACAAAAUGUAUUUUACAAUGGAAAAUCUGCAUUAAUAUCCUAUAUAUGUGUCCUCCCAUUUGCCUUAAUAUUAAAUAUACUGUUUAACUCACACUAAAAAUAAAGCCAGAAGCCUUUUUUGUGAUUUUGGAGUAGAAGGUUCUCUUUUUACAUCAAAACUGAAGACUGUGAAUUCUUAUGGAAAUCACUGAUUCAGUCAUUUCAAGAUGAGACAGCAUCGAAGAUCAGAUUAUGCUGUGUCACUGUCUUCCCUCCCCUCCUCGUACCCACUAUAAUCUACCACCUGAGAAAAUGUUAUUGAGAGAAUGUGGCUUUUUUGCAUAAUGUCCAUUCUUGUGGUGAGAAAGAAUGUGAAUUAGAUUUUUGUCUAAAUUUUGAUAAAUUUUGAUCUGUACACAAAUUCAAAUAAAGUCCUCUGUUUUGUAAACUCUAA
Messenger RNA from Phacochoerus africanus (Common warthog), 2365 nucleotides. It is a transcript of the gene SUCLG2, whose product is annotated as succinate-CoA ligase GDP-forming subunit beta. The transcript has 11 exons. Gene Ontology annotation, molecular function: ATP binding; succinate-CoA ligase (GDP-forming) activity. The coding region runs from base 71 to 1369 and encodes 432 amino acids. Gene Ontology annotation, biological process: tricarboxylic acid cycle; succinyl-CoA metabolic process. Gene Ontology annotation, cellular component: mitochondrion; succinate-CoA ligase complex. The record is from RefSeq and is a predicted model, not a curated record. Lineage: Eukaryota; Metazoa; Chordata; Mammalia; Artiodactyla; Suidae.